Hemisphaericaspora subhashii is the source of this 1206-nucleotide messenger RNA. RefSeq names its product Hat2p (gene HAT2). Gene Ontology annotation, biological process: regulation of gene expression. NCBI's taxonomy places the organism in Eukaryota, Fungi, Ascomycota, Pichiomycetes, Serinales, Debaryomycetaceae. Gene Ontology annotation, cellular component: Rpd3L complex; nucleus; Rpd3L-Expanded complex. The transcript has a single exon. The record is from RefSeq and is a predicted model, not a curated record. Gene Ontology annotation, molecular function: histone binding. The coding region runs from base 1 to 1206 and encodes 401 amino acids.
AUGUCAGAAUUAACUGCUGAGAACGGUGAAGCACAAGGGGAAUUAACUAUUAAAGAGGAAUAUCAAUUAUGGAGAAAGAAUUGUCGUUAUAUGUAUGAAUUUGUUAGUGAAACUGCCUUAACUUGGCCAUCUCUAACAAUUCAAUGGCUUCCUGAAACCACCACCAAUGAUGACGAAGGAGCAAUUGAUGCUAAAUUAUUAUUAGGAACUCAUACUUCUGGAGAAGAUAAGAACUAUCUUAAACUUGCUACAACACAAAUUCCAAUUGAUUCUUCAAUUGGUCUGAAGAAACCCAAUUCAAGAAUCAAAAUUAUUAAGAAAUUUGAAAAUAAUGCUGAAAUUUGUCGGACAAGAUAUAUGCCCCAAGAUCCAAAUAUUGUGGCUACUAUAAAUGGUUUGGGGGAAGUUGAUUUAUAUGAUUUAACUGAUGAUUCUAAAAUGGCAAAAUCCCAUUUUGUACCUCAUAAUGAAAAUGGAUAUGGACUUUGUUGGAGUCCAUUUAAACGGGGGUUAUUAUUAACUGGUGCUGACGAUAAAUUUGUUUGCGUUACUGAUACUCUGAAAGAUAAUUCAAUUAUAUUUAAAAAUGAUAUUCAAAAAGAUAUUGUCAAUGAUACAAAAUGGCAUAUGUUUGAUGAAAAUAUGUUUGCUAGUGUAUCAGAAGAUUCAUAUGUUUAUCUCUUUGAUUUAAGAAGUAAAGAAGUUAUUUCAAGAUUUUAUGCUGAAGAAUCAAAAGGGAUUAAUUCAUUAGCAUUUUCACCAUUUUCACAUAAUUUAAUGGCAAUUGGUAAUACCAAUUCUAAUAUAAAUUUAUUAGAUUUAAGAAAAUUAGGUAAUGCACCAAAGAAUAAAUCAGGAUUAUUACAUACAAUGAUGGGACAUGGUGAUUCAAUAACUUGUAUGGAAUUUUCACCUGAUAAAGAUGGAAUAUUAGCUAGUGGAGGACAAGAUAGAAGAUUAAUUAUCUGGGAUUUAUUUAAGAUUGGAGAAGAACAACAACAAGAAGAUGCAGAGGAUGGAUGUCCUGAAUUAUUUAUGAUGCAUGCUGGUCAUACUGGAGCAGUUACUGAUUUAAGUUGGUGUCCAUUUAAAUCUUGGACAAUUGGAUCAGUUGCUGAUGAUAAUAUUGUUCAUCUUUGGGAAGUUGGUAAGAAUUUAAUUAAUUCUGAAGAAAAUGAAGAAAUUGAUAUAAAAGAAUUGGAAUAG